CCCCCUCCCUGGUUGAACUGGCUAUGUGGUCCUAACAAACAUUACGUUCAGUCCUGGACAGAUACUGCAACAACCCACAUCACUGGCGUGUAGCUACACACUUUUCGCUGCGAAGAAGUAAGUGGAUAAAACACACGGAAUAUAACGAUACGAACUACCGAACGAGAAGAAGUUGAGCCGACCGACAUACGAAGGACGCAAAAGGAAGCGUUUCCCUCUGUGUUGCAAAGCUGUGGCUUGUUGGACAAAGUCUUGUUCUCGACUCUGUGCAUGUUGAAAUCGGAGGAGUGCAUUGGUACGGUGACUCGGUCAGACACCGUCUAGUUUCCAAGCAGAGCGGCCGCAGCGGCAAGGCAACACCGGAGGCAUGAUUUUGAGAAGGGGCUCCGUUGUUGGCGUUGCUGAUUUUUGCUUACGUGCCUUAUUGUUGUGCUUUUGUGCAAAGGUGGCCGAGGGAACCGGUCAGUUCGAGUUGGAGAUCUUAUCGAUGAACAACCGGAACGGCGAGCUUCUUAGCGGGCUGUGUUGUGACGGUUCACGGAUCACCGGGGAUCGGAAAUGCAGGACGGAUGAGUGUGAUACGUAUUUUAAAGUGUGUUUGAAGGAAUACCAGUCGCGGGUUUCGGCUGCGGGACCUUGCAGCUUCGGGUCCGGUUCUACCCCUGUCCUUGGAGGGAAUACAUUUUCUUUGAAGAACUCGGCGAAGAACGAAAGAUCCAAGAUUGUUUUGCAGUUCAGUUUCGCCUGGCCGAGGUCCUACACGUUGAUAGUGGAAGCCUUGGACGCUAACAAUGACACCAGCGGUGGUGAAGGUCAGGUGAUUGAGAAGGCGUCCCACUCUGGGAUGAUCAACCCCAACCAUCAGUGGCAGAAGCUCAGCCACAACGGUCCUAUUGGUCAGUUUGACUAUCAGAUCCGGGUCAGCUGUGACGAGCACUACUACGGCUUCGGAUGCAACAAGUUCUGCCGACCCCGAGACGAGUUCUUCGGACACUACACCUGCGACUACAACGGGAACAAGACCUGUCUGGAGGGCUGGUCUGGACUAGAAUGUAACACACCUAUUUGUCGGCAGGGCUGCAGUACAGAACAUGGACACUGCAAAGAGCCAGGUGACUGCAAGUGUCUGUAUGGCUGGCAGGGGCAGUACUGUGACCAGUGUAAUCCUCACCCUGGCUGUGUCCAUGGAACCUGUGUUGAACCAUGGCAGUGUCUAUGCGAUACCAACUGGGGAGGACAUCUCUGUGACAAAGAUCUGAACUUCUGUGGGACCAAACAGCCCUGUCUGAACGGAGGAACCUGCAGCAACACAGGACCUGACAAAUACCAGUGUUCCUGUGUUGAGGGCUACUCUGGAGUCAACUGUGAGAGGGCAGAGCAUGCAUGUCUGUCUGAGCCCUGCUCUAAUGGAGGGAGCUGUGUUGAGACCAGUCUGGGUUAUGAGUGUGUCUGUUCCCCGGGCUGGAGUGGACCCUCCUGUAGCCUCAAUGUUGAUGAGUGCUCUCCUAACCCCUGUAACCACGGUGGGACCUGUCAGGAUCUGGUUCAUGCUUAUAAGUGUCUCUGUCCUCCUCAGUGGACCGGCAAGACCUGCCUCAUCGACGCCAACGAAUGCGACAGCAAGCCCUGUGUCAACGCCAACUCUUGCCGCAACCUGAUUGGUGGAUACUUCUGCGAGUGCGUUCCUGGUUGGACGGGACAGAAAUGUGACAUCAAUAUCAAUGACUGCAAGGACCAAUGCCAGCACGGAGGAACCUGCAGGGACUUGGUGAACGGGUUCCGCUGUGUGUGUCCUGCGGGUUACUCUGGAGACCACUGUGAGAGAGAUGUGGAUGAGUGUGCCGGCGCUCCAUGUCUGAACGGCGGGCGAUGCCAAGACCAGAUCAACGGAUUCACCUGUCUCUGUCUGCCAGGAUUCUCGGGACAACUCUGUCAGUUGGACAUAGACUACUGCCUCGUCAACCCAUGUCAGAACGGAGCCGCAUGUUACAACCUGGCUACAGGUCACUACUGCGCCUGUUCAGACGACUACGAAGGAAAAAACUGCUCUCACCUCAAAGACCACUGUCACACCAGCACGUGCAAAGUGAUUGACAGCUGCACGGUUGCCGUGGGAUCCAACAGUACCCCUGGAGGAGAGCGGUACAUCUCCUCCAACGUGUGUGGUCCUCACGGACGCUGUCGGAGCCAGGCGGGAGGACAGUUCAGCUGUGACUGUCAGGAGGGCUUCAGAGGCACAUACUGUCACGAGAAUAUUAAUGAUUGUGAGAGCAGCCCGUGUGGUAACGGAGGAACCUGUAUAGAUAAAGUCAGUGUGUACCAGUGUAUUUGUGGAGACGGCUGGGAGGGGGAUCACUGCGAGACCAAUAUAGAUGACUGCAGCACUAGUCCAUGCCAUAAUGGAGGAACAUGUCGAGACCUGGUGACUGAUUUCUUCUGUGAGUGUAUGAACGGCUGGAAGGGGAAGACCUGCCACUCCCGUGAGAGCCAGUGUGACGAGGCUACCUGUAACAACGGAGGGACAUGCCAUGACGAGGGAGACACCUUCCAGUGCAAGUGUUCCCCUGGAUGGGAGGGGGCUACCUGUAAUAUAGCUAAGAAUAGCAGCUGUCUUCCUAACCCCUGUGAGUACGGGGGAACCUGUGUGACCAGCGGGGACUCCUUCACCUGCGUCUGCAAGGAGGGCUGGGAAGGAGACACCUGUAAACAGAAUACCAACGACUGCAACCCACACCCAUGUUAUAACAGUGGGACCUGUGUAGAUGGUGAUAACUGGUAUCGAUGUGAAUGUGCUCCAGGCUUCGCUGGGCCAGACUGCAGGAUCAAUAUCAACGAGUGCCAGUCCUCUCCCUGUAUCUUUGGUUCCAGCUGUAUUGAUGAGAUUAAUGGCUACCGCUGCCUGUGUCCCCAAGACAGAGCUGGGCCACGCUGUCAGGAAGUGACACAGAGGCCGUGUUCGGUGAACGGUCGUCUGACCGCUGAAGGAGCAAAGUGGGAUGAGGACUGCAACACCUGUCAGUGUUUUAAUGGGAAGGUGGUGUGUACCAGGAUGUGGUGUGGUCCUAAGUCGUGCCGGGUCAGCGGUGGGGUCAAAGGUCGAGGCAGCGGAGGAGGCGGGGCCGGGUGUCGGUCUGGUCAGAGCUGUGUACCAAUCAGGGAGGAGCAGUGUUUUGUCCGACCGUGUCUGAAUCUUGGGGAGUGCCUCCCCUCCUCCCCACCAACCACCAAAUGUCACCCCAGCUCCGGUUACCACGACAACAGCUGUUCCAACAUCACGUUUACGUUCACCAAGGAGACCAUGCCCAGGGGUCUGAGUAUUGAGGCAGUGUGUAAGCAGCUGAGACAACUCUAUGUGCUGAAUAAUGUGUCCUCUGAGUAUUCUGUUUCCAUAACCUGUGACCCUUCAACCUCCGCCAGCAAUGAGAUCCAUCUCAGCAUCUACACAGAGGCCCACCCGAUGGACAGAUCCCCUAUAAAGGAGAUAACAGAUAGGCUCGCCGAUCUGGUGUCUAAUCACCAUGGCAAUAACAGCAUCAUCAGCGCCAUCGCCAAGGUCCGUGUGCAGCGGAGGCCUAGCGCCAGCCAGACGGACUACCUAGUACCCUUGCUGUCCUCUGUCUUCAUUCUCCUCUGGAUCCUGGCGUUGGUCUCGGUCUUCCUCUACUGCGUGCGUCGCCGUCGGAAACAUGGCAGUCACCAUGGCAACGGAACCUUGUCAUCCGCGGCAACCGACGACAACACAACCAACAAUGUGCGUGAGCAGCUCAACCAGAUCAAGAACCCGAUCAACGAGAAACACGCCGGAGGCGGCGGCCAUCUUACAACAUCGGUGGCCAUCAAGGACUACGAGGAUAAGAACUCGAUCAUCGCCAAGGUACGGACACACCACCCCCCGGAGGGGGAGGAGGACAACGAUAAAGAGAGACAUAUGGGGAACAAAGGACGCUUUGCGGUUCCAGCCAAACAACCCACCUACACACUGGUGGAGCGGGAAGACUGGGGCUUCAAUGGAGGCCUGGGGGCCAACGGGCCCAACGAAGGGGACGGCAGGACCCCGGUGCAGCCCAGCUCCAAACACUGGACUAAUAAACAGGACAACAGAGCCCUGGAGACGGCACACAGCAUGAACAGGAUGGACUACAUCGUAUAGCAGGAAGUGACAUUGGAGGCAAGGAAAUAAACGCUGUGUAAAGAAUUCCCCUUCCUGGACUUUAUGGUCACCCCGGCAACGUGGUCCUUCUGACACGUUCUGUGGACAGUGUUGCCGUGCAACCAAAGCCUUUGAUCAUGCAGAAGAGGACCAGGGGGUGUUCUGGGAUUUGUAGUUUUGUAGUUCCUAAACUGUUACGUCAUUAUUCCGUGACUACAAGGUUGUUUUAUUUUGGAUAUAAUAAAUGGUACGUCAGAUGUGGUACCCUGUUCUCUGUUUAGUGCACUGCUUUUGACCAGAGCCCUAUGGGCCAAGUGUACAUUGUAGGGAGUAGGUUGCUGUUUUAGACGUUGCUCCUGAUCAUUUAAUGCUAGCUGGCCACACUGGCAGAGCAGGUUGCUUUGGUUGGCAGGAUAAGAGGGUGUUGUGUUUUCACAUUUCAACACGACACCUAAUUCCCUAAAUAACGCACUACUUUUGAGCAGAGCCCUUAUGGGCCCUGGUCUAAAGUAGUGCACUAUGUAGGGAAUAGGGGGCUAUUUCAGACACGCAUUGGUUUAAUGUAUUUCUCUCUCUCUCUCUAGUAGGUAUAAACUAGUUUUGUUUGCCUUUUCAGUUUCAUAACAAUGUCAUGAAAUUAAACCAAAAAUAAAUACAACUUUAGAAUGAUUUAUUUGGGCGGGUGGGGUCGAUGUCAGCAGUUGCAAUAUGAAGAAUUUGUGUCUGUUUAGAAUGUGUAGAUAUGUACAUUUAUUUUUUAUUAAUCAUUGUGUAUAUUUGAUUUAUUAACUUAAAUAAUAAUCAAGAGCCUUAAGAUAUCAUUCCUUUUUAUUUAUAUGUUCUGUCUCUAGAUGUAAGGUUUUGACAGCUUAGUUUGUUUUUUUGAUAUUGAACAUGUUUUUUAUUUUACAAAAUGCCCCCAAAAAAAUGCUUCUUUUUUUUUUUGCCUGAAAUAUUUGUUGUUUUGUUUAUGAUUCUACAGCGUCCAUUGUUGAUUCUACAGUGUCCAUUGUUGAUUCUAUGAUUCUACAGUUUAUGAUUCUACAGUUUAUGAUUCUACAGCGUCCAUUGUUGAUUCUAUGAUUCUACAGUUUAUGAUUCUACAGUGUCCAUUGUUGAUUCUACAGUGUCCAUUGUUGAUUCUAUGAUUCUACAGUUUAUGAUUCUACAGCGUCCAUUGUUGAUUCUAUGAUUCUACAGUUUAUGAUUCUACAGUGUCCAUUGUUGAUUCUACAGUGUCCAUUGUUGAUUCUACAGUGUCCAUUGUUGAUUCUAUGAUUCUACAGUUUAUGAUUCUACAGUGUCCAUUGUUGAUUCUAUGAUUCUACAGUUUAUGAUUCUACCAUUGUUGCUUAGACUUUGCAGGCUAGAGGGGAAGAAGAAAUAAAAACAAAAUACAAAAUAAAUGGUUGCUUUUGGGUUGUAAAACGAUUCAGAGAUUGAGUGUAGUGGCAGACAUUUUCCUUGUGACUACUAUUUGAACAAAAAUCCUUUAGCAGCAUCUUAAGUCACUCAUAAUCACAUACUCAGAAAACAAGUAUAUCUGCCAAUCACGCAUAAAGUCAUAGCUAGACCCAGGACUUGUCCCACAUGGCACCCUAUUCCCUAUGGGCCCUCGUCAAAAGUAGUGCACCCUAUUCCCUAUGGGUCCUGGUCAAAAGUAGUGCACCAUAAAGUGAAUAGGGUGCCAUUUGGGAUGUAACCCAAUCAUACUUGAAUGGUAGAGGGUCAACAGUCCCGGAUCGGUUUGUGCUAUCAAAUCCAUUGCAUGCAUGAUUUGGCAAGAUGGCACAAACAGAAUAAGAGAGCUGAUCUAGGAUCAGGUCCUGCCUGUUCAUAUAAAUUGUAUUCAUUAUCCGAAAAGGCCAAACUGAUCCUUAUACCAGCACUAUGAAUUGUGGACCCUGGGACUCUUGAGGGGUUAUACUACGAAGCAACAUCAAUUCGCCAGCUAACUUCCACCCAGAUAAUGUUGUCAAGUAUAUCUUGUCCCACAUGGCACCCAAUGGGCCCUCAUCAAAAGUAGUGCACCCUAUUCCCUAUGGGCCCUGGUCAAAAGUAGUGCACUAUAAAGUGAAUAGGGUGCCAUUUGGGAGAGAACAAACACCUCAAACGAACAGUUACAUUUUUAUUUUUUUUAUUUUUAAGCUUCCUGUUUCCUUAUUGGCUGCGGUCGACUCACAUGAAUAUAUUUUAUGUCCGUUAUAUGCCCACACCGUUAAAACACGGAAAAACUGCUUAACAUACUUUAUUAUUUUUUAGGAAGGAAAAAUGUCACUCAAUUGUAAUUAAUUAUACGUUAUAUUUCAUAAAUCUAGAAACGGUGGACAAUGAGGAAAGAUAAAACUUGUGUUUUUGGUUGUGUUGACCCAAUUGGACAAUGUUCAAGUUGAUUUUUCAAGUAAGUUAUUUACAACUAUUUAGUCAAUUUAGCUGAAACAUUGACCCUGCUUGGUUGUGUGCUGCCGGAAGACUUCUUUAGUUUCUGUUUCAACUAUAAAGACGGACAUGUUUUCUCUUUCUGAGAUCAUGGCAACAUUCAUUUCCUGUCCUUUUUCAUUCAUUUCCUUUUUCCACCUUUGUGUUAUGAGGAUGUAUUAUGUGUUGAUGUUGCAAUUCUGGCAAUAUUUUGAAAGUCAAUAUUUAUUAAAUAUUUUUUAUGAAAAGAGAAAUUAAAAACUGUCACCGUU
This is a messenger RNA of Oncorhynchus keta (chum salmon), 6840 nucleotides long. It is a transcript of the gene jag1b, whose product is annotated as jagged canonical Notch ligand 1b. Bases 368 to 4150 code for a protein of 1260 amino acids. Lineage: Eukaryota; Metazoa; Chordata; Actinopteri; Salmoniformes; Salmonidae. Gene Ontology annotation, molecular function: Notch binding; calcium ion binding. Gene Ontology annotation, cellular component: plasma membrane; protein-containing complex. The record is from RefSeq and is a predicted model, not a curated record. The transcript has 26 exons. Gene Ontology annotation, biological process: heterophilic cell-cell adhesion; cell communication; multicellular organism development.